CACCGGAAGUGGCUCGGCGGCGACGGUAUAAAGAAGGCCAGGACGGGCUGAGUGCUUCCUUUCAGUUAAAGGGCGUGUGGAGGAGCGGUUGGUCAAGAUGUCGUGCGGCUCGGCUGAUUACAGUAGCAAGGAUCAAGGCCCAGAUGGGAUGGACCCAGAUGGCGUUAUCGAGAGUAACUGGAAUGAGAUUGUCGAUAAUUUUGAUGACAUGAACCUGAAAGAGACACUCCUUCGAGGAAUCUAUGCGUAUGGUUUUGAAAAACCUUCAGCAAUUCAACAGAGGGCAAUAAUGCCAUGUAUUAAAGGUUUUGAUGUCAUUGCCCAAGCUCAGUCUGGUACUGGCAAGACAGCUACAUUUGCAAUCUCCAUUCUGCAGCAGUUGGAGCUGGAUAUGAAAGAAUCACAAGCAUUGGUUCUGGCUCCUACCAGGGAGCUGGCACAGCAGAUCCAGAAGGUUAUCCUGGCUCUAGGAGAUUACAUGGGUGCUACUUGUCAUGCCUGCAUUGGUGGCACCAAUGUUCGAAGUGAGAUGCAGAAGCUGAAUGCUGAAGCUCCCAACAUUGUUGUAGGAACUCCAGGGAGAGUGUUUGACAUGUUGAACAGGGGAUAUAUAUCUUCCAGAUGGAUCAAGAUGUUUGUUUUGGAUGAAGCUGAUGAAAUGUUGAGUCGUGGAUUCAAAGAUCAAAUUUAUGAGAUAUUUCAGAAACUAAGCACAAACAUUCAGGUUGUUCUGUUAUCUGCCACAAUGCCAAGUGAUGUCUUGGAGGUGACUAAAAAGUUUAUGCGUGAUCCUAUUCGUAUCCUUGUUAAAAAGGAAGAACUCACUCUUGAGGGUAUCAAGCAGUUUUACAUCAACGUAGAAAGAGAGGAAUGGAAGUUGGACACACUGUGUGAUUUGUAUGAAACUUUAACCAUAACGCAAGCUGUGAUUUUUCUUAACACAAGGAGGAAGGUCGAUUGGCUGACUGAAAAAAUGCAUGCAAGGGACUUCACAGUUUCUGCAUUGCAUGGAGAUAUGGAUCAGAAAGAGCGUGACGUGAUCAUGAGGGAAUUCCGUUCAGGAUCUAGCCGUGUGCUAAUCACUACUGAUCUACUGGCUCGUGGCAUUGAUGUGCAGCAGGUGUCUCUGGUAAUUAACUAUGAUUUGCCUACAAAUCGGGAGAACUAUAUUCACAGAAUUGGCCGUGGUGGUCGCUUUGGAAGGAAGGGUGUUGCUAUUAACUUUGUUACUGAGGAAGAUAAACGAAUUCUUCGUGAUAUUGAGACAUUCUACAAUACAACUGUGGAAGAGAUGCCCAUGAAUGUGGCUGACCUGAUCUAAUGAUGGCAUGAGAAAUUGCAUUUGCAGCUGCUGAAUUAUCAGGCUACAUGGUGCGUUGUGCUGCUUCACCAGAAUUGUUGAAUUUCUUCUCCCAUGUGCAAACAGGAUCAGAAAUCCAGCAGUGAUAAGUGACUUGAGGAAGGCCUUUGGUUAUAAUCCUCUUAUGGUGUUGACUGCUGGGGUGGGAAGUUUAAGUCAUGGGGUGUUUAAAUGUAUAUGCCCUUCAGUGUUUUGAAAGUUCUGUAGUAGCAUUUCUGUUUGAUAUUCUUUAUCACUUAAUAGUUUACUUAUGGACUAAAAAAUUCAAGUGCUGUGUUAAAUCAGCCAAUUAUGUCAAACUGGCAUAUCUACAACUAUUUUAAAAUGAAGCUUGCCAAUCAACUGGUAAUGUAUGUGCACUUUUCUAGAGUAAUCUACUACAUGUAUUUGUAUUAAUAAGACAUUUGAGUUGUGCAAAGACCUGCACAGUUUUGGCUUCCCAGUAGCUGUUUGCCCAGGAUAUGUGUGCAAAUAAGAUUUGGAACUAGUUUGGAAAGAAGCUGGAUGUUGUAACUGCAUUCCUGCAUUGCAUCUUUAUUUUUGUAACUUUGUAGUUUUGUUUAUUGUAUAUGGGCUGUUCUAAUUUAUGUAUUCUAUCGCUACCCAUCUUCUGAAUAUUUAUGUUUACUCUGAAAGACAACCGACUAGGAGAUUGUACAGACUGCUCAAUAGUAAAAAUACACAUCUUUCAACUUUUAAA
Messenger RNA from Hypanus sabinus (Atlantic stingray), 2060 nucleotides. Its product is annotated as eukaryotic initiation factor 4A-II. The transcript is spliced from 11 exons. Gene Ontology annotation, molecular function: translation initiation factor activity; ATP binding; RNA helicase activity. Bases 98 to 1321 code for a protein of 407 amino acids. The record is from RefSeq and is a predicted model, not a curated record. Gene Ontology annotation, biological process: cytoplasmic translational initiation. Gene Ontology annotation, cellular component: cytoplasmic stress granule. NCBI's taxonomy places the organism in Eukaryota, Metazoa, Chordata, Chondrichthyes, Myliobatiformes, Dasyatidae.